Emys orbicularis (European pond turtle) is the source of this 4980-nucleotide messenger RNA. Its product is annotated as ABC-type organic anion transporter ABCA8-like. Lineage: Eukaryota; Metazoa; Chordata; Testudines; Emydidae. The transcript is spliced from 39 exons. Gene Ontology annotation, biological process: transmembrane transport; lipid transport. The record is from RefSeq and is a predicted model, not a curated record. Gene Ontology annotation, molecular function: ATP binding; lipid carrier activity; ABC-type transporter activity. Bases 1 to 4980 code for a protein of 1659 amino acids. Gene Ontology annotation, cellular component: intracellular membrane-bounded organelle; membrane.
AUGGCCACCGGGGAGGAUGAGGACGAUGAUGAAAUGCUUCCUAGACGUCAGCGAGAGAUCAGUGUGUGUCAACAAACCGGGGCCCUGCUAUUAAAGCAUAUACUGGUGAAAUGGAGGAAGAAAAAGCAGAGUUUACAGGAAUUGCUCCUCUCACUACUGAUACCUCUCAUAUUAUAUCUGAAUAUUAUUAGUGGUUGGUACAGGCGAUUCCCUGCAAUACCUUCAGAUGACCUUGGGCGCGUAGAUGAGUUUAAUGCUAACACAUUUGGAGUUCAGUAUACACCAGUGACACAUACUACCACACAAAUAAUGCAGCAUAUGGCUUCUGUUUCCUUUUUGAAGGGUCUACAUAUUUUUGAAAACAACACUGAAGAACAGAGCGCUAAUAUGACCUUCUAUGACACAAUAGAAGUUAACUUUAAUGAUGCUUUUUCUUAUGAGUUAGCUUCCCAUCCUUAUUCUUCAUUCCAUUUGCAAAGGGACAAUAUGGAUCAUCAUUCAGACAGCUGCUCUGGCUCAAUAUUUUAUGACGACGUCACUUGUGCUGUUACUCAACAGUGGACUUCAGGAUUUGUUCCCCUGCAAGCAAACAUUGAUGCUGCUAUCAUUCAAAUUGCAUCAAACCACUCAGUGAUGGAAGAGCUGCGAUCAGUCACUGCUGUACAGAUGAGGCUACCUCCCAUCCGUGUGGCAGAAGGCAUUAACUAUGACUUUUUGGUUGUCUGCACUGCAGUGGCUUUCUCUCCACUCAUAUACUUCAUGUCACUCAAUGUGGCAAAAGAAAGGAGGAAGUUUAAGGAGCUGAUGAAGAUGAUGGCGCUCCAGGAUUUAGCCUUCUGGUUCUCCUGGGGUUUGCUGUAUGCAGGCUAUAUUUUAAUUGUGGCAAUUCUACUGACACUUAUCAUGAAAUCUGAUGAAUUUAUAUACCACACCAGCCAUUCUGUGAUGUUCUUCCUCUUUUACCUUUAUGGCAUCUCUUUGAUGUCACUUGCUUUCUUACUAAGUUCUUUGUUGAAGAAACCUAAGCUCACUGGCAUAGUUGGGUUCCUCUUCAUCCUGUCCUUUGGAAGUCUUGGCCUUGCUGUAUUGUAUAACCAUGUUCCUGAACCUUUGGAAUGGGCUUUAGGUCUCUUCAGUCCUUUUGCUUUCACGGCUGGAUUUGUGCGGAUUGUACAUUUAGAAGACGCUGUGAAAGGGGUGGAUUUUUCUGACUUUUUGGAAGACUCCUUCCCAAUGUUGGCAAUUUUUUUCCUGUUGGCUUUUGAUGCUCUUCUCUAUUUGAUGCUAGCCAUCUACUUUGACAAAGUUUUGCCUGAUAAAUAUGGGAUGCACCAUUCCCGUUUGUUCUUCCUGAAGCCAUCUUAUUGGUUUAAAAAAAGAAAAAAUUGUGUCAACAAUGAUAUCCUAGACCAUGAAGAAUACAGUGACCAGGUCUUUAAUGAUCAUGUUGAACAAGUGCCUCCAGAAUUUCAUGGGAAAGAAGCCAUCAGUAUCAACAAUAUUAAAAAAAUGUAUAAAGAUAAGGACAAGAUAGUGAACGCUUUAAGAGGUUUGUUGCUUAAUGUCUAUGAAGGCCAGAUCACUGCAUUACUUGGUCACAGUGGAGCUGGGAAAAGUACGCUACUGAACAUCCUUAGUGGACUUUGCCCACCUUCAGAAGGCUCUGCCAUGAUCUAUAAAUACAAAGUGUCUGAAAUGGAGGACUUGGAAGAAAUUAGGAAAAUCAUUGGAGUUUGCCCACAAUUUAACAUUCAGUUUGAAGUUUUAACAGUGAAAGAAAAUCUAAGGAUUUUUGCUAAAAUCAAAGGGAUUCGGCUAAAAGAGGUUGAACAAGAGGUCCAAAAUGUUUUGACUAUGUUGAAAAUAAAAGACAUCCAGGACUGCCAAGCUAGCAACUUAAGCGGUGGACAGAAAAGAAAGCUGACCCUUGGAAUUGCCAUUUUAGGAGACCCGCAGGUUUUGAUAUUAGAUGAGCCAACUGCUGGAUUGGAUCUCAGUUCCAGAUACCAUGUAUGGAGCCUACUGAAGGAGCAUAAAGCUAACAGAGUAACCCUGUUCAGUACCCAGUUAACGGAUGAGGCUGAUAUUAUCGCUGACCGGAAAGCUUUUAUCUCCCAUGGGAGGUUAAAGUGUGUUGGCUCGUCUCUCUUUCUGAAGAGAAAAUGGGGAAUCGGUUAUCACUUAAGCCUGCACAUCAAUGACUCUUGUGAUUCUGCAAAAAUGACAUCUCUGGUCCAGCAGCAUAUUCCCAAUGCUAAAUUAUCUGGGCAGAGUCAUGAAGAACUGAUUUACAUGCUGCCCUUUGAAAAUGUGGAUAAGUUCCCUGAACUGUUCUGUGAUCUAGACACUCAUGCGUGCCAGGAGAUUCUGAGUUACGGCAUUUCCAUGACAACCCUGGCUGAUGUGUUCCUGACACUGGAAGAAGAAGCAGCAAUUGAUCAAGCAGAUUAUGGUGUUUUCAGUGAGGAGCAGGCAGAAGAGGAAAGAGACGCCUUCUCUCCGGACGAAUUGGAGCAAAGUCUCCUGUCACUCUCAGACACUGGAAAGGCGACUGUAAGAGGCACAGCCCUCUGGAGACAGCAAGUCUGUGCCCUGGCAAGAAUUCGCUUCUUAAAGCUAAAGCAUGAGAGUCAAACUAUUAGGUCCAUAUUACUGGUGUGUGGUCUUCUUAUACUGCCUUGCCUGAUCUCCAAGAUACUAAUUGGUGGAGGAACUGUUGCCCUUGCGAGGAAGGUUUCACCUCAGAUGUAUUUUCUCCAACCUGGACAGCAGCACUACCGAACACGUCACACCAGCUUAUUGGUUCUUAACGAUACAGGUUCCGACAUUGAGGACUUCAUCCAUGCUGUGAAAAGUCAGAAUAUAAUGUUGGAAGUAGCUAAUGGGAAAAGCAUCUCAGAUGGUCAAGAAUACAAUGGGGCUAUUAAAGUAUCACUUGUAGACAAGCAUUUCAGAUUUUCAAUGAUGUGCCAUGCCAAGAGAAUCAAUUGCUUUCCAGUGCUUAUGAACAUCAUUAGCAAUGCAUUACUAAGAAAUUUAAAUUCCACGAGGCGUAUUCAAGUCUCGACUCGGAUGCUCCCUAUGAUACUAAAUGGGCACGGAUUGAGAUUACUUUGGCAUUCCAUUAUUUUCAUGUCUGUUUUAGCUUCUGGUUUUGCACCUCACUUUGCAAUGAGCAGCAUAGGUGAUUACAAGAUAAAAGCUCACUCCCAGCUGUGGACUUCAGGCAUGCUCCCUUCAGCAUAUUGGUGUGGCCAGGCUCUGGUAGACAUUCCUCUCUGCUGUGUUCUUCUCUUCACAAUGACUGGGAUUAUGUUUUUAAUUAGUUAUCAAGCUAGUCUGACUCCUGGAUUAUUAGCCUUACCUUUGGUUGUGUCUAUAUUUGGCUACGCAGCAUCCAUUGUCGUCCUCACUUAUGUGAUCUCUUUUGCUUUUCGCAAAAGGAAAAGCUACAGUGACCUUUGGGCUUUUAUCUUUAUAUUUGUAAGUAUAUAUGGAUCGGGGGGGGGGGUUUCGUUUGUGCUUAAUGGGAUUUAUUAUAUAACCCAUGUGGACUUCAUCACGACCAUCCUCACUGCCUUGAUUCCUAUCUAUACGUUAGCUGGCUGUAUAAGAAUAAUUGUGCAGGUGUCGUCAGACCAUGAAUUUUUCUCCUGGGCAGAAGAUGAAGAAAUGAUGCUGAGCAGAGUACACUUGCUAGCUAGCCUGGCACCGUACCUGCACUGUAUUAUUUUUAUUUUCAUUCUGCGAUGUCUGGAGUGGAAAUACGGAAGAAAAACUACAAGAGAGGAUCCAAUCUUCAGAAUUUCUCCAAGGAAAGAGAUGUUCCACCAAAACCCUGAAGAGUCUGAAGGGGAAGAUGAAGAUGUUCAAGCUGAAAGAAUGAAAGCCAGGAGCGUGAUGACCUGUCAGAACCAGGAAGAGAGACCAAUCCUUAGCGUGAACAGUCUACGCAAGGAAUACAAAGACAAGAAGGCCAGCUCCAUUUUUAAGAAAAGGAAGAAAGUCGCCACAAAAAAUGUCUCCUUUUGCGUUAAAAAAGGUGAGGUUUUUGGGCUACUUGGACCCAAUGGGGCUGGCAAAAGCACUACUCUAAAGGUGAUCAUUGGAGACACGUCCCUAACUGCUGGACAGGUGGUGAUGAAGGGGGCAGAUGCAGCUGCUUCAGAACCAGAAGAGGACACAACCGACUUUCUAGGGUACUGCCCUCAGGAGAACCCUCUCUGGCCAAAUCUUACUGUUCAGGAACAUCUGGAGGUUUAUGCUGCUGUGAAAGGGAUGACGAAAGAAGAUGCUGCUGUUACUAUCAAACGGGUAGUGAAUGCUCUGAAACUUCAGGAGCAUCUUCAAAAACCAGCCAAGAAACUACCGGCAGGAAUAAGCAGAAAGGUGUGUUUUGCACUGAGCAUGCUGGGCAAGCCAACGCUGGUGCUUUUGGACGAACUGUCAACCGGAAUGGACCCCAUGGGGCAACAUCAUGUGUGGACAGCAGUUCGUGCUGCAUUGAAAAAUAAGAAACAAGGAGUCAUCUUGACAACCCAUUACAUGAAGGAGGCUGAGGCAUUGUGUGACCGAGUGGCCAUCAUGGUGUCUGGAAAGCUCCGCUGUAUAGGCUCCAUUCAGUACCUGAAAAACAAGUUUGGCAAAGGUUACUUGCUGGAAAUUAAAGUGAAGGACCCAGAACAAGUUGAUCUCAUCCAUGCAGAGAUUACACAAAUCUUCCCACUUGCAGCACGUCAGGAACGGUAUUCCUCUUUGAUGGUCUAUAAGAUACCAAUGGAAAAUGUACAGUCUCUGUCCCAGGCCUUUUUCAAUUUGGAGGCAGCUAAACGUACCUUCGACCUGGAGGAAUACAGCCUUUCUCAGUCUACUUUGGAACAGGUGUUCUUAGAGCUUUCAAGAGAGCAGGAGAAAGAGGAUUUUGAUAUGAAUCUGGAUAGUACAGCAGAAUGGAAACUCCUUCAAAAGGAUGAUAAUUAA